AUGUCGGACUACAGCACCGGAGGACCCCCGCCCGGGCCACCGCCGCCCGCCGGCGGAGGCGGGGGUUCCGGGGGAGCAGGGGGCGCCGGGGGAGGCCCUCCGCCGGGCCCGCCGGGCGCGGGGGACCGGGGCGGCGGCGGCCCGGGCGGCGGCGGCCCGGGCGGGGGGUCGGCCGGGGGCCCCUCGCAGCCGCCCGGCGGGGGCGGCCCGGGGAUCCGCAAGGACGCCUUCGCCGACGCCGUCCAGCGGGCCCGUCAGAUUGCAGCCAAAAUUGGGGGCGACGCUGCUACGACAGUGAAUAACAGCACUCCGGAUUUUGGUUUUGGGGGCCAAAAGAGACAGCUCGAGGAUGGAGACCAGCCGGAGAGCAAGAAGCUCGCUUCCCAGGGAGACUCCAUCAGUUCUCAACUGGGACCCAUCCACCCUCCCCCCAGGACUUCGAUGACAGAAGAGUACAGGGUCCCCGACGGCAUGGUGGGACUAAUCAUUGGCAGAGGAGGCGAACAGAUCAACAAAAUCCAGCAGGAUUCAGGCUGCAAGGUCCAGAUUUCUCCAGACAGCGGCGGCCUGCCCGAGCGCAGUGUGUCCUUGACAGGAGCCCCGGAGUCCGUCCAGAAAGCAAAGAUGAUGCUGGAUGACAUCGUCUCUCGGGGUCGUGGCGGCCCCCCAGGACAGUUCCAUGACAACGCCAACGGCGGCCAGAACGGCACGGUACAGGAGAUUAUGAUUCCUGCCGGGAAGGCUGGCCUGGUCAUUGGCAAAGGCGGGGAGACGAUUAAGCAGCUGCAGGAGCGAGCUGGAGUGAAGAUGAUUUUAAUUCAAGACGGUUCCCAGAACACAAACGUGGACAAACCUCUCCGGAUCAUUGGGGAUCCUUACAAAGUGCAGCAAGCUUGCGAGAUGGUGAUGGACAUCCUUCGGGAGCGUGACCAGGGCGGCUUUGGGGACCGGAAUGAGUAUGGAUCCCGGAUUGGCGGGGGCAUUGACGUGCCAGUGCCCAGGCAUUCUGUCGGUGUGGUCAUCGGCCGGAGCGGAGAGAUGAUCAAGAAGAUCCAGAAUGACGCCGGUGUGCGGAUACAGUUCAAGCAAGAUGACGGGACGGGUCCCGAGAAGAUCGCUCACAUAAUGGGGCCCCCGGACCGGUGCGAGCAUGCAGCACGGAUCAUCAAUGACCUCCUCCAAAGCCUCAGGAGUGGGCCCCCAGGCCCUCCAGGGGGUCCUGGCAUGCCCCCAGGGGGCCGGGGCCGAGGAAGGGGCCAGGGCAACUGGGGCCCGCCUGGCGGGGAGAUGACCUUCUCCAUCCCCACGCACAAGUGCGGGCUGGUCAUCGGCCGAGGUGGCGAGAACGUGAAAGCCAUAAACCAGCAGACGGGCGCCUUCGUCGAGAUCUCCCGGCAGCUGCCGCCCAACGGGGACCCCAACUUCAAACUGUUCAUCAUCCGCGGCUCACCCCAGCAGAUCGACCAUGCCAAGCAGCUCAUCGAGGAGAAGAUUGAGGGUCCCCUCUGCCCAGUCGGACCAGGCCCUGGGGGUCCAGGCCCUGCCGGCCCCAUGGGGCCCUUCAACCCCGGGCCCUUCAAUCAGGGGCCUCCCGGGGCUCCCCCUCAUGCUGGAGGCCCCCCUCCUCACCAGUACCCACCCCAGGGCUGGGGCAAUACCUACCCCCAGUGGCAACCGCCUGCUCCUCAUGACCCAAACAAAGCCGCUGCGGCUGCUGCAGACCCCAACGCCGCCUGGGCCGCCUACUACUCACACUACUACCAGCAGCCUCCAGGCCCUGUGCCCGGCCCCGCACCGGCCCCCGCGGCCCCACCCACCCAGGGCGAGCCCCCUCAGCCCCCGCCCACCGGCCAAUCGGACUACACUAAGGCCUGGGAAGAGUAUUACAAAAAGAUCGGCCAGCAGCCCCAGCAGCCCGGAGCACCCCCGCAGCAGGACUACACGAAAGCCUGGGAGGAGUACUACAAGAAGCAAGCUCAAGUGGCCAGCGGAGGGGGUCCGGGAGCACCGCCAGGCUCCCAGCCGGACUACAGCGCCGCCUGGGCUGAAUAUUACAGACAGCAGGCCGCUUACUACGGACAGACUCCAGGUCCUGGCGGCCCCCAGCCUCCACCCACACAGCAGGGACAGCAGCAGGCAAGUGGGAAUUGCCACCCUCCUCCUCCUCCUUUUUCCUUCCAACCCCCGGCCACCGUCCAUCCUGCCUUAGUGGGUAGCGCCGGAAAUCCCUUCCCCUGCGGGGUGUGUCCUUGAUGCCUGCAGCGGGGGCCGUGUGGCCAGAGGUCUCCGGGAGUCCCCGUGAGCCGGGGGACGUGUGCGCUGGGUCCACGAAGAGGCCUCCCUCCGCCGGCCCGCUUGUUCCUGUGUAACGCUGUUGUGAUGCUGGGGGAGAGCGGAAGCAAACGCCAGGUGGAACUGUGGAACUGGUGGGUAGUCCUGGGGGUGGGGCAGGCCAUCGCUCCAACAUUGAUCGCCGUCCUGGCUGCUAACUCGCUCACUCAAAAUCUGGCCACUUGGGAAGAAAACGGAUCUGUUUUCCCCUCUUCUGCAUUACUUUUUUGGGUUUUGUUCUUUUUAGUCUUUAUUUUUAAACCCACGAUCUUUCCCCGUGUCCAAGUGACUGUGUGUGUUGCCGGCGGCCCCCGCGGGGGUCAGCCCUGGCUCUGGCAGGUCUCGGGGAGCCUGCCCAGGGGCCCGGCCUCGGGACCCCGCACUCCCUCCGCCAGGGCCUGGCUGCCUCUGCCUGCGCGCCCGCCUCUGUGUCCCGGUCUUGUCUGUGAAGUGGGCAUGACGAUCGCUGCCACCUUCCAACCUACCUCACAGGGGUGUUGUGGGGACACCGUGAUCUCUGAGAUUGUUCAUGUUGUGAUGCGCCGGGAGCCGCCCGCCUUCCUGAAGACAGAGGGCACCCUUCUCCCUCCAGACCCUAAGCGCUUCUCCCCCCCUCUCCCCCUCUCUCUCUGUCCUUC
Equus caballus (horse) is the source of this 2969-nucleotide messenger RNA. It is a transcript of the gene KHSRP, whose product is annotated as KH-type splicing regulatory protein. The record is from RefSeq and is a predicted model, not a curated record. Gene Ontology annotation, molecular function: mRNA binding. NCBI's taxonomy places the organism in Eukaryota, Metazoa, Chordata, Mammalia, Perissodactyla, Equidae. Gene Ontology annotation, cellular component: cytoplasm. Gene Ontology annotation, biological process: regulation of DNA-templated transcription.